CAUUCCUGCCUUCUGAGAGGGCACUAUGGUGCAAGGAGUGGUUAUAGGAGGCAGUGUUUUAAAUCUGUAAAAGUGUAGCCUUAGAAGAGUGUUGUUUGUCCCGUGGAAAGAUUUGGCUAACCGGUAAGGUCCUCUCAUCUUGAAGAUCCUUGCAGUAUUCUUGCUGAGGUGCUAAGAAUAGGAACACAAUGAAAUUUAAACACCUGACUGGUUAAUGUCUCCUCGGAAAAGAAUUACUGGCAACCUCAGAAUCAGAUCUUCUAAAUCGUUUGCUAACUCAUCUGAAGAGACAUGGGCAUCUGGAUUAUCUUACCCAUCAGUCUCAGUGGUGUCUCAUUCAUUGGAUGCUGGACGGUGUAUGGACUUGCAUUAAGAUUCCACCACAUCUGCUCACUCAGUAAUUGGGAAUACAACAACUCAUGUCUGACAAAUGAUAAUGGAAGUUGCUGUACAGGAAAUCACAUACCCACAAUAAGUGGCAGUGGAACCAACUUUCCAGAAAAUUCCCUGUUUAGUGCCACAAUCAAUGGAGCUUCAUUUUUAUUUGUGGUCUUCAGUAUUUUCCAUCAUGCACAUAUUCUGAAGUGCAAUGUGCACACUUUCAUCAGUAAAUGUGCCAUGGUCUUUGGUUGUCUCGCUGGAGUUGGUGCCUUUAUAGCUGGAAACUGCAAUCCUGGUGAGCUUAUGUUUCUGCAUAGCCUAGGUGCUGCUUUGAGCUUCGUGUGCAUCUGCUUCUACACGGUGCUGCUCACGUUUCUGACAAGCAGGUGUAUGUUAACUGGACUAGAGCGCUUCCUCUACCCAAUACGCAUUGUGUUCUCCAGCAUCCAGGUCACAUUGACCAUUCUCUACUGCAUCUUCUUUACUCAGAAGGAGUUCUACUACAGGCACAUCUCCGCCAUUGUUGAGUGGACCCUCAGCAUGAACCUGGAGCUCUUUGAACUCAGCUAUGUGGUGGAGUUUUACUUCUUCUCAUCUGCAAUGCUUUCAGUACUUCUCUCAAACAGUGAUGAAAACACUAUGAUUCUGUCCUGAUGGCUGACAUCGACCAUGCAAAUCUUUGUUGUUUCUUAGGAGCUUGUGUUCAAACUGAAAUGUUUAGACAGGAUGCUCGAGAAGCAAACCUGAAAAUGGGCUUACGAUUCACUUUUGUGACAUAAGCAUAUUUUUUGCACAAAUUCAAGCCUCAGCCUUGGUUGGAAUUUCAUAUUUACAGUAUUCUGUAAAUGUUAAAUAUACGCAGGCUGUAUAUUUUACAGAAUCCUCCCUCGGUAGUCAUUAUAGUCAGCUUAUUUAAUCGAAUCACAAAAUACCUCAAACACUGAAGAAUUUCAUAGAAAUAAAUUAUAUGUACAGUGGGAUGUAAAUUUUGUUAGGACUGGAUAAAGUAUAUAUCUAAUAUUUUGAGAAGCCAAGGCAUAUAGGCUACACAUAUACAGUGCAAGAUCCAUUCUUUACACUCUGCAAUAUGUAAAUGUAAGUAAACAACUCUAUUCUCUACACAAGACAAGUGGCUACAAAACUGAAUUAAUUUAAAGACCAAUAAAUUGUACUGUUUUGUUUGA
Tachysurus vachellii is the source of this 1565-nucleotide messenger RNA. RefSeq lists its product as uncharacterized. The record is from RefSeq and is a predicted model, not a curated record. NCBI's taxonomy places the organism in Eukaryota, Metazoa, Chordata, Actinopteri, Siluriformes, Bagridae. The coding region runs from base 292 to 1035 and encodes 247 amino acids. The transcript has 7 exons. Gene Ontology annotation, biological process: protein localization to plasma membrane.